UCUUGCGCUCAGCAGCUGCUCAUCUUCAUAAAAUUCCCCUGAUAGACAUGGCAUAAAAUUAAAAAUACAGGCGUAUAUGAUAUGAGUUGUUUGAAUGUAAAACGUACACUGGUGUGUCAUGUACAUCAAUUAAUUAGUUCUAGAAAGAUUUUUACCUGUUUAAGAUUAAGUAAUUAAUCUAGUUGUGAAUUACGAUAUUAAUUGUAAAAGUGAAUUACAAACUUAUCUUUCAAAAUGCCACAAGGCAGAAAAAAAACUCCAUUUAGUGGAAAAGCUAAAAAACAACAAUUGCAAGUUAAAAAACAACGAAAAAAUCAGGUUCUAUUGAAUAAAAAUUAUGAAGGUGAUGAGGAUGGGCAGAGUCAGGAGAGUGCUGACUUUAGAAGAGGAACCCAAAAAAUCAACAAGCAACCACGAGACAAUAUUGGAAAAAAUAGAUAUGCACUACAGUUUUUUCAGGAAUCUAGAGAAGAGCUACAAAACAGAAAGGAAGAAGCAAACAAAACCAUUAUCCCAUGCUCCUUAGAGGAACAAGAAGUAUCAGAUGAUUAUUUUCCUGCUGAGGUAGAUAUACCAAAAAGACCACCAUGGAAUUUUAAUAUGAGUAAAGAAGAACUAGAAGUUCGAGAAAACAGAUAUUUCACUGAAUAUUUGAAAAAUAUGGAGAGUUUGGUAAAUAUAAGUUACUUUGAACUUAAUUUAGAAACAUGGCGUCAGUUAUGGAGAGUUUUAGAAAUGUCAGACUUGUUAUUAAUAAUUAUUGAUAUCAGAUAUCCAGUUAUGAUGUUCCCACCUUAUUUAUACAAUUACAUCACAAAUGACUUAAACAAAGAGAUAAUUUUAAUUCUAAACAAAGUUGAUUUAGCCCCAGCAGCACUGGUUGUUGCAUGGCAAGAAUAUUUCAAAACAAAAUAUCCAAAACUCUAUAUUUUAAUGUUUACAUCAUUUCCUACUUACAACUUGAGAGGAAAUACAAAUGAAACGGAGGGUUUGAAGUUAAGACGCAAGAAGGGAAAAUUGAAAAUGGCUGCAGAGGGAGCUCAAAAAAUUAUGGAAACCUGUAAAGAAAUAGUUGGAGAUAAGGUUGAUUUAACUUCAUGGCAUGAAAAAAUUCAGGAGGAAAUGCAUUUGGAGUAUGAUGAUGAUUUGAAUGGAAAGAGUAAUAUUGUGAUAGAAAAAAAAGACACAAGUUAUUAUGAACAUGUAAAAUUCAAAAAUGGAGUUUUAACUAUUGGCUGUAUUGGAACUCCAAACGUUGGAAAAUCUUCAUUAAUUAAUGCUUUGAUGGGUAAGAAAGUUGUCAGUGUUUCUAGAACUCCUGGUCAUACAAAACACUUCCAAACAAUUUUCUUGACUAGGAAUGUAUGUUUGUGCGAUUGUCCUGGACUUGUAUUCCCUUCAACUGUGCCCAAACAAUUUCAAAUUCUCAUGGGAUCCUAUCCAAUAGCCCAAGUCAGGGAACCUUACACAACUGUCAAAUUUUUAGCAGAAAGAGUGGACUUGCAAAAUUUGUUGAAACUCCAGCACCGAGAUAAUGACGAUAGUUGGUCGGCAAUGGACAUAUGUGAGAGUUGGGCUGCCAAGAAAAACUUUCACACCGCAAAAGCAGCCAGAUUAGAUACGUACAGAGCUGCGAACAGCUUACUCAGGAUGGCGUUGGAUGGAAAAAUUUGCAUUUUCGUAUAUCCUCCGAAAUGGUCUAUCGAAAAAGACCGAUGGGAAAGUCACCCCAACGUAGAAACUGUCAAGUGGAUCCAAGCGAGAAACCGUGAAGAGGCAUCCGGAGUCGUCGAGUCAUCAUCAGAAACGGAAGAAGAUGACUUCGAGACAAACGAAGAACACGAAACUUCGGCGAAAGACAGUGCGGAAGAUUCCGAGAAAGAUUCGUCUGACAACGCGCCUCCUCUGUCCGCAGUAAAAAAUAAGUUUGAACUUUUAUCGGAAGAAUCGUAACUCGUUUUUUAUUAUUCUACUUUUAUAUCCAAGUCUAAGUAUUUCUUUAUCAACUAUAUUACAAAUUAAACUAUUUGAUCUACGUAUUUUCCAUAAUAUUUACUGGUGUUUCAUAAGAUAUACAUUAUACAUGAUUGUUACGUUUAUUCGUUAAUAGUGUCUGAGAGCUUUGAUUUUGAAAAGAAAAAAAUUCGUUAGCGUUUCAUCAAUCAUAAAUGAGUGUGGAGAUUACACGAGAGGAGAAGAAGCGUGAAGAGAAGGGAGGAUAGACGUGAAAACUGUUCAUUAAAUAAUUGGCGCGGGCAUUAUUAGCACGGAAACCACAGGCCAAUGGUGUACCGGAUUUAUCGAACAUAUCCUUGUCUUCCUACGGGAAUGAUGCAUUUCGCAGAAUACAUCUUGCUUUCGUUUCUAACUGAUUCCACAGUUCACGCUACGAAGCUUUACGCUGUUUAAUACUGCGAAAGGUUGUCUAUUGCGUAUUGCGAAGUUUCAUUACCUCGCAACUUGCGUAUUUCACGUGACAUUUAAUAAAAACGCAAAAAUACUUGGGUUGACGUUAUUGCGGGACCUUUGUAAUAUUACUAUUAAUUUAUACGCGCUGAAACUUUCGCAAAUUGAGUUUCGCUUGUGCGUCUGCAAGGCGAACUGUAUGUCAACGUAAGUAAUACCACUGGCAAGGGCAGUUAUCACGAAGUCGCCUGACCGCAGCGUCGACUUUUCUACUGGAAAUCAUGUUGAGCGUACAAUGUACGUUGUUGUACAGAAAUCUAGUCGAUCGCUUUAUUGUGUAAAGCUUCAGUCGAAUAAAUACUUGUUUAU
Molecule: messenger RNA, 2775 nt
Organism: Phymastichus coffea
Lineage: Eukaryota; Metazoa; Arthropoda; Insecta; Hymenoptera; Eulophidae
Gene: Ns4
Product: guanine nucleotide-binding protein-like 1
Exons: 5
Coding region: 235-1953 (572 amino acids)
Molecular function (GO): GTPase activity; GTP binding
Source: RefSeq, a predicted model, not a curated record